Molecule: messenger RNA, 501 nt
Organism: Symbiodinium sp. CCMP2456
Lineage: Eukaryota; Dinophyceae; Suessiales; Symbiodiniaceae
Source: the annotation of a GenBank genome assembly
AUGGAUUCUGAAGUCGCCCCCCUGGAUACCAGGCUGGAUGGCAGCUUUCUCGUGGUAACGGCCGCCUUUCAGACGCUCUUCAUCUGCAGGAUGGUCUACUCCUGUUGUCGCCAUCGACAAUAUAUGUGGAAUGCGGGCCACGAAGUCAUAAAGGCAAUCGGGCAAGCCUUCCGUCAGCAGCUGCAUGCGGACAACCGAAAGUUUGUUCUGCAAGAAGUAUAUGAAAUCCGCGGGUAUUUGGCACGGGUAUAUUUCAGAUAUUUGCUGACGAUUUUUUCCUUGCUGCUGUUCGUUGUGCAGUGGCGAGUCUUUUACAAACAUGACCGAUAUUCAUCCGCUGUGACUGCCUGGACCUGGACCGCGGUAUUUGGAGCUUGCGGAGUGGUAGAGAUGUUUCCAUAUGUCAUCUCCACACAGAAUCUCAAUGCUGCGUAUCUGAUCAUCUCAUUUUGCUGGACAGCGCAGAUGUCGCCCUGGCACGUCCAGGCAGAUCGCACUGUG